This is a messenger RNA of Paramuricea clavata, 510 nucleotides long. The record is from the annotation of a GenBank genome assembly. NCBI's taxonomy places the organism in Eukaryota, Metazoa, Cnidaria, Anthozoa, Malacalcyonacea, Plexauridae.
AUGUCCCGCAGAACAAGAACCCUCCUGCCAGUGGCAACCCGCUUUUUGUAUCCUGAAAUAAGCAAAGGUAUCAAAGAAAGACUGCAAAGAAAAAGACAAAAAGCAAAGAGCAACUUCGACAGAAACGGAAAGUUGCUGCCAGACCUAGACGUUGGUCAAGAAGUCAGAGUUCGGGGUCAGAUAGAUAAAACCUGGGAGUUGGGGAAGUGCCUUGAAAAGUUAUCUGAUAGAUCUUACAUGGUACAAACGAAUGGAGAAAAAGUACGCAGAAACAGAGAAGAGAUCAGAAACAGAGUAGAGGAAAGGAACAGUGCAAAUAAUCCAGAAACAGAAGUGAGCCUGGACGCUGAAAGUGGUCAACACGAGUCAACGGUACCAGUAGAGCCCGAACCUAACGGAUCGCAGAGAAGAAGUUCAAGAUCCAUAACGGCCACACCAGAAUGUAGCGUAAACCAAAGGAGAAGUUCGAGGAUAAUCAAAGUACUGGCUAGAUAUAAAGAUUACGUCUGA